AUGUACGAUCUCUUCGGGCUUUCUAUCUAUUACGUGCAGAGUGAUAAACAACAUCAGACAGGUUUAAAUUACGGGAAAACGUGGUUCUUCAAGAGCUAUCCACAUGUUCUGGCCUUUCUCUUCGCCAUUGAGGAGAUCAACAAGAACCCCUAUCUCUUCCCCAAACAGUCCUUGGGUUAUGAUCUCUACAAUGCCCUAAAAAGUGACCAUGAGACUCUGGAAAAUGCCCUGUUCUGGCUCUCUGGAGGGAAUCAGAUUGUCCCUAACUACAACUGCCAGAGACAGAGGAAAUCUGGCUAUUGUUACAGGAACAGUAUCUUGGUAGCAAAGUGGGAUAUUGUUUUGAAUGAGGUGGACAGCAUACUGCACUCUUCCCAUGGAAGUCUCUCCUUUUCACUCCAGAAGAGGGAAAUCCCAGGUUUUGAGCACUUUCUCAAGAAAUUUGAUCCUUCCCAAUACCCAGAAGACUUUUACUUCAGUAAAGUGUGGCUUCUCGGUUUUGAUUGUGCACUUGUUGGGUCACACUAUGGAAAAGUCAAUGACUGCCCACCAAAUUCUUCCUUAGAGUUUAUGGCAAUAAAUAUUGACAUGAUGACCAUGUCUGACUCCAGUUAUUUAAUCUAUAAUGCUGUGUAUGCAGUGGCCCACGUGCUCCAUGAAAUGCUUUCCAUGGAAACAGAAAUGGCAUCUCCAGAAGUAGACAAGCCCAUACUUCUUCCCUGGAAGCUUCACCCAUUCCUGGUUAAAAUCCAAUUUACAGACACUGCUGGGGAGCAUGUGUCCUUAGAUGAAAAAAGAAACCAUAUGGUAUGCCGUGAGUUUUCCAGGUGGUCUGGGCUCCUGGUUAAAGUGGGAGAGUUUGGCUCCAGUGGCCUAUAUGACCAAGGUUUAGUGAUCAAUGAUGAAAUGAUAGAUUGGCCUAUUAGAUUCAAAGAGACACCGAAAUCUGUGUGUAAUCUGAGUUGCAGUUCAGGAUUCAGAAAAAUUCCACAAGAAGGAUGGCGUAUUUGCUGCUUUGCUUGUGUUUUGCCUAAGAGACAUAUUUCCAACCACACAGAUGCAGAGCAGUGUGUCCAGUACUCAGACCAAGAGUAUCCAAACAGGGAGAGAAAUCGCAGCCUCCCCAAAGUUGUGACCUUCCUGGCCUACGAGGAUUCCUUGGGGAUGGCACUAGUCUGCAUGGCUCUGUGCUUCUGUGCCAUAACAGCUGGAGUUUUGUGGGUCUUUGUGCAGCACCGAGACACCCCCAUCAUCAAGGCCAAUAACAAGGCUCUCAGCUAUGUCCUGCUCAUCUCCCCCUGCCCCUUACUCUUCAUUGGCUGUCCCAACACAGCCACAUGCAUACUCAGACAAAUCACAUUUGCAGCUGUGUUCACUGUGGCUGUUGCCACUGCUCUGGCCAAAACACUUACUGUGAUUCUGGCAUUCAAAGCCAUGAAACCAGGAGGAACCAUGAGGAGAUUGCUAGUAACAGGAGCUUCUAACUAUGUCAUUCCCAUCUGCUCCCUCAUCCAAGUGAUUAUCUGUGGAGCCUGGCUGGGAACCUCUCCCCCUUUCCUUGAGAUAGACACUCAUUCUGAGCCCAAGAGCCUCAUCACUGUGUGCAUCAAGGGCUCCGUCACUGCCUUCUACUGUGUCUUGGGAUACCUGGGCUCCUUAGCUCUGGGGAGUUUCUCCUUGGCUUUCCUGGCCAGGAACCUACCUGACACCUUCAAUGAAGCCAAGUUCCUGACCUUCAGCAUGCUGGUGUUCUGCACUGUCUGGGUCACUUUCCUCCCAGUCUACCACAGCACCAAGGGCAAGGUCAUGGUGGCCGCAGAGAUCUUCUCUAUCUUGGCCUCCAGUGCUGGGCUACCGGGCUGCAUCUUUGCCCCAAAGUGCUACAUUAUUUUUAUAAGACCUGAGAAGAACUCUUUGAAAGGUUUAAGGAAUAAAAUAAAUUCUAAGAGAAAGAGGCAUUCAGGUUUAUCUCAUAACAAGUAUCACAUGGGAUUUUGGACAAUAAAACACUAA
Molecule: messenger RNA, 2013 nt
Organism: Phacochoerus africanus (Common warthog)
Lineage: Eukaryota; Metazoa; Chordata; Mammalia; Artiodactyla; Suidae
Product: vomeronasal type-2 receptor 26-like
Biological process (GO): G protein-coupled receptor signaling pathway
Cellular component (GO): membrane
Molecular function (GO): G protein-coupled receptor activity
Source: RefSeq, a predicted model, not a curated record